Molecule: messenger RNA, 1568 nt
Organism: Gossypium raimondii (Peruvian cotton)
Lineage: Eukaryota; Viridiplantae; Streptophyta; Magnoliopsida; Malvales; Malvaceae
Product: kelch repeat-containing protein At3g27220
Exons: 7
Coding region: 71-1360 (429 amino acids)
Molecular function (GO): protein binding
Source: RefSeq, a predicted model, not a curated record
CUGUAUUCCCUUUACGUUCUAAUAAAUAAAUGGAGAUGAGCAAUACUCUUAUGAACCUGCAAAAAGAAAAAUGGGCAAAAAUCUACCUCACCACCAUCAACAUCAAAGCAAGAGCAACAACAGUUACACAAAAUUUAUAUUUGCUCUAUUCUUUUGUCUUUUGGGAUUGGCUUGCAUUGUAGAUCUCUUCUGGGCAUCUUCUUCUUCUUUUAGCUCUUCAUAUCUUAGGUUUGCAUCCAAUUGGGUGUCUCAAAAACCUCGUAUCUUUGUUUCUCAACAACAACAACAACAACAACACAACGUUGACGACAAGAUUGGGAAAAAGAAGAGAUUUUUAUCAGCAACAUUUGCGGAUUUACCAGCACCAGAUUUGGCAUGGGAACAAAUGCCAUCAGCACCAGUUCCACGCCUUGAUGGUUCAGCUAUACAAAUUAACAACCUUUUCUAUGUUCUUUCAGGAUAUGGUACCCUUGACCAUGUGCACUCUCAUGUUGAUGUGUUUAAUUUCACUGAUAAUACAUGGCGUGCCAAGUUCGAUACACCAAAAGACAUGGCGAAUUCACAUCUAGGAGUAGCAAGUGAUGGGAGAUACAUAUAUGUAGUGUCAGGUCAAUAUGGUCCCCAAUGUCGGGCCCCGACAUCUCGUACUUAUGUUCUUGAUACUCAAACAAGGGAAUGGCAAAGCUUGCCUCCUUUGCCAGCCCCAAGGUAUGCCCCAGCAACUCAGUUAUGGAAAGGCAGGCUCCAUGUGAUGGGAGGCAGCAAAGAGAACCGCCACACACCGGGAUUGGAGCAUUGGAGUAUAGCAGUGAAAGAUGGCAAGGCAUUGGAGAAAGAGUGGCGGACUGAGAUCCCGAUUCCUCGUGGAGGACCGCAUAGGGCUUCUGUUGCGAUAAACGAUCGACUGUUUGUAAUCGGCGGUCAAGAGGGAGAUUUUAUGGCAAAACCUGGAUCACCUAUCUUCAAAUGUUCUCGUAGACACGAGGUUGUAUAUGGGGAUGUUUACAUGCUAGACGCUGAAAUGAAGAAAUGGGAAGUGUUACCUCCACUGCCAAAACCAAACUCCCACAUAGAAUGUUCUUGGGUAGUUGUCAACAAUUCGAUCAUAAUUACAGGCGGCACAACAGAAAAACAUCCAGAGACCAAAAGGAUGAUCCUGGUCGGGGAAGUUUUCCAGUUUCAUUUAGAUUCACUGACUUGGUCGGUGAUCGGAAAGCUUCCUUACCGUGUGAAGACAACCUUAGCCGGUUUCUGGGACGGAUAUUUGUAUUUUACAUCGGGACAACGAGACAGAGGACCAGAUAAUCCGCAACCGAAGAAGGUGAUUGGAGAGAUGUGGAGAACCAAACUGAAUAUCUAAUUCUUAACCAUGUUUGUACAUUAUUUACGUCUCUGUUCUUUCAAGGAAUACAAAGCUUACGUUAUCAUAGCUGUUUCAAAUACAUCAGAAAUUUUGUUAGCGUCAUGUGUGUACCACAUUAUACUGUGAAUAAUAAGUCUGUAAAAAUUGGUGUGUUUGGUUGAAUGGAAAAGUAUAGGGAUGGGAGGAGGAAGGAAAAAAAAAAAAG